Pimephales promelas (fathead minnow) is the source of this 441-nucleotide messenger RNA. Lineage: Eukaryota; Metazoa; Chordata; Actinopteri; Cypriniformes; Leuciscidae. The record is from RefSeq and is a predicted model, not a curated record.
GCGCUCAUUGUUGAAUAUGUCUGGAAGAGGCAAAGGCGGUAAGGGACUCGGGAAAGGAGGCGCUAAGCGUCACCGUAAAGUUUUGCGCGAUAACAUCCAGGGAAUCACCAAACCCGCCAUUCGUCGUCUGGCUCGCCGCGGCGGCGUCAAGCGCAUCUCCGGUCUGAUCUACGAGGAGACCCGCGGAGUGUUGAAGGUGUUUCUGGAGAACGUGAUCCGCGAUGCCGUCACCUACACCGAGCACGCCAAGAGAAAGACCGUCACCGCCAUGGAUGUUGUGUACGCGCUGAAGAGACAGGGACGCACCCUGUACGGCUUCGGGGGAUAAACGCCUGAAACCAGGACAAACCACACAAACCCAAAGGCUCUUUUAAGAGCCACACACUCUGACACAUAAAGAGUCAAUGUUUCAUGUCAAAUCAAAGAACUUAAGUUUCAGAA